GAAUCUGAGUAUAAAGAGAAAUUGUGCUGAGUUUGUUGUGUGAGAUGUCAAUCCUUUGCUUGAUCUUAUAAUUAGGUAUUUAUAGCACCUUGGCAGCAUGGUGGAGAUCUGCGGCAGCAUCUUGAAAGACCAACGGCAGCAUAAUAUCUGCAACAAAUUGAUUAAUUUGUUGGUGCUGCAAUUAUCCUCCGGGAAGCUCGCAACAAAAGAACGGUUUUGCUGCCGUUGAGGAAAUAACCACUCAAUCUUAUCUGAAGAAAUCCACACCAACAUUCAACUACUAAAAUAUCUACCAUCAUAGGUAACACGUGGCAACACUUCAUUUGUUGUAAAAUUAAAUGUAAACACACACACACACACACACAAAAAAAAAAGAUCCAGAGAAGAUAUUCUAUGGGGCAUUGUGUUUCCCAACUCUGAUAUUAUUUGAUUGAAUGAUGCUUUUGUUUGUAUGGACUUCUAAUUGGAUCCGAUUAUUACUUGUAAUUUCCAAUUAUCGUUUCAUUUCCGUCUGAAUCCUUAAACUAUUUUUAGUCUGGUACCGAUACAACUCCUUUCUAUCACAUAAAAACUCAAUCCAUAUGCUAUUAAAAUUACCGUAAACAAAUGCAGCAACAGACUUAGAACUAACUGUAAUCUCUCGGCUAAAUAGAGAAGCAAAAAUAUGAUAAAGAAUUUCAGUCCAAGCCAAAGCUCCAUCUAAUACUAAACUGUCAAUCAUGACAGUGAUUAAUGAUCAGCAUCCACUGUAAUUAGGCAUGUGGUAAUUUUUUGAUCAGCCUACGCAUAUGGUUAUAUAAUAGCUGAAUCCUAAAUGCAAGCAGAAAAUAACAAGAUUCAAGAAAAGAUUCACAAAUCAGAAAAACAAAUGACUUACAGAUUCAGUUGGAGAAUUGGAUGGGCUAUUGCUCCAGCUUUUGCUGCAUCUGCAAUCCGAAACAUUCAUGUCAAAAUUACAGAUUCUGCUCCAGCACCUUUCCAAGAAGCUGCCUUAACUGCUUUGACAAGCCCCCCUGAAUAUUUUGAAGGACUGAAAAAAGAAUAUGAGUUUAAAAGGGAUUUCCUUGUGAAGGUGCUCACCUCAGUUGGUUUUCAAAUUCAUUCUAAGCCCCAAGGUUCCAUCUUUUUAUUUGCAGAGCUUCCUAAGAAUUGCUUGCUUUCUGAUGUGGAAUAUGUCAAGGAAUUAAUAAAAGAGGCAGGGGUGGUUGCUGUACCAGGAUGUGGGUUUUUUCAUACAAAGCUUUCUAUGGAGCCAUCAUCUGAGGCAAGUUGCAACUACCCGAAGAGAUAUGUAAGGUUUGCCUUCUGCAAAAGUAUUGCCACUUUGGCAGCCGCUGCACAAAAGUUUAGUGAUCUUAAGAAUGCUACCAGGUAUGAACACCCCUCGUAUAUGAGGUGUGUUAAGGGAUGAAAGAGAGUUAUAUUUUAUUGUAUAAUCCAGAUAAAAAAAAAAAAACAGAAUGAUAUGCUUACAAUGUCACGUGAUAUUAUAAAUUUAUACCAUAUGU
This is a messenger RNA of Rubroshorea leprosula, 1508 nucleotides long. NCBI's taxonomy places the organism in Eukaryota, Viridiplantae, Streptophyta, Magnoliopsida, Malvales, Dipterocarpaceae. The record is from the annotation of a GenBank genome assembly.